AAUUUCUACUAAAAUCUAAAUUUAAAAUCGAUUGAAUUUGUAAUAUAUGACUGAAAAUGAGUGAAAGUAACCGAAGACGUCUGUUUGAGCUCUUGAAGAUCAAUGGGAACGACAUUUGCGCCGAUUGUGAUCACGAGAGUCCAGAAUGGGCUUCCAUAACACUCGGAGUAUUCUUAUGCACACAAUGCGCCAGUAUACACCGAAAGAUUGGAAUACACGUAUCGCGCAUAAAGUCAUUAAAACUGGACAAUUGGGAUCAGUCUCAGGUGAUCAUAAUGGAAGAGAAUGGAAAUAUAUUAUCCAAAAAGUUGUACGAAAAACACUUACCCCUGUAUUACCGGAAACCGCAUCCAAACGACUCGCAUGUAGUUCGGGAGCAAUGGAUUCGCGCCAAAUACGAGCGCAAAGAGUUUGUGAACCCCUGCGACGCCUCCUAUACUAAGGGCCAUAUGGAGGGAUACCUAUGGAAAAGGGGUCGAGAAGACGGCAAGUUUUUGCUCAGAAAGUUUGUGCUCAACGAAACCGAAGGCACACUUAAAUACUAUGUGAAACAAACCCAAAAGAUGCCGAAGACGUCCAUAAGGAUAGCGUUACUAAACAUGAACUUCUGUCCGAACAAAAUUGCAAAUCCAAAUGGUAUGCAAUUGACAUGGAUUAAGGAUGGUUUCACCAGGAGCAUUUUCGUCUAUAGUGAAAGCGGAAAGGUAUGUCAU
Messenger RNA from Medioppia subpectinata, 713 nucleotides. The record is from the annotation of a GenBank genome assembly. Lineage: Eukaryota; Metazoa; Arthropoda; Arachnida; Sarcoptiformes; Oppiidae.